Molecule: messenger RNA, 1787 nt
Organism: Rubroshorea leprosula
Lineage: Eukaryota; Viridiplantae; Streptophyta; Magnoliopsida; Malvales; Dipterocarpaceae
Source: the annotation of a GenBank genome assembly
ACCUCUUUUCUUGCUUUUCCUCAACCAAUGCCGAUACUGUAUUUUCUUCACCUGCUAAAGGUGGACACCAAAAAAUGGUUAACCAUGGAACUUGUUGCUUCUGGCUUCCUGCUCACACCCAAGUUCUGUUUCUUGGAGCAACAUCAUGUUUUUUCUUCGGGAAGCAACAAUCUAAUAAGUGAGACGGUAGGCGAACCUCAGCAGCAGGGGGGGAAAAGAAAAACUGCUAAAAUCAGUGAAGCAGAUCAGCCUGCCUACAAAAAAGGGAAGAGUAUUAAAGACGCAGAAUAUAGGGAGAGAAAGAAGGAAAAAUACCUGAAAUUGGAGGAGGAGAAUAAUGCCUUGAAGUCUGAAAAUCAAGAACUAAAACGUGAAAUUGAGCAACUGAAGUCCGAGAACGUUACGCUUGGAAGUCAACUUAAAAUAACAGACCUUGAACGUCAGAAUGAGGUAUUGAAACUCGAAAACCAGUUGUUGAAUGUGAAGAAUGAGAAGAAAGAUAUCGAAAGGGAUCUUGAGAUUGCCAUACAAAAUCAAAUGGCUCAGCCUGAACAGCAUCCCAUUUACAAUCAAAUGGCUCAGUCUGGACAGCCUCACUUUUACCAUCAGUUGGCUCAACCUGGACAGCUUCUGCCUCACAAUCAGUUGGCUCUGCCUGCACAGCCUUUUAAUGACGGUCUAGUGCCUCAACAAGAAUCUGAAUCUAGAAUUUCGGGAUCUCCUCCCAAACUUGGACAGAGACUGUUCCCGAAUAUUGUCCAACCGGAGGAAGCAUUCUCCAAGACUAAUUCCUCUUCGACCAUGCUGCCUCUAAGUUCUGAGCCGAGACUUGAGCAGAGCGCCUACUGUAAGGAACUUUUUCAAUUUGAAGAAAUCUCAGAAAUUUCACCCAGUUUUUUUUGCCAGAUGUAUAACUUGAAGAUCGUAAAGCUUAGCGGAUGUCGCAAGUUGAAGGAACUUCCAGUUAGCAUAGGUUUACUGAAGAAGCUGACUUAUGUGGAUAUAUGUGACUGCUCUUUGUUAGAUCAAAUGCCCAAACAACUGGCCUCUCUUUCAGAACUUAGAGUCUUGAAGGGCUUUGUGAUUAGUGAUCAUGUAAAGUCCUGUUCUCUUGAUGACUUGACAGCACUAAAGAAGCUGGAGAAACUAAGCAUCAGCAUAAUACACAAAUACGACUUCCGAGAACAACUGAGCACUGCCAUCCCUAAAUUUGAAAACCUUAAGAAACUACAAAUAGCAUGGGGAGGGGCUAAAUUAACAGCUGGAGCAGAAGAAGAAGAAUCUGAGGAAUUGAGUAGCAGAAAGAAACCAACAGAUGAUGAGAAAAAGCAGAAAAAAAUAGCCGAGAAGAGAAGAGAGAACAGAACGAAAGAUAGUGACGCAGCUCAAUCUACCGUCGCCAAUCAGUAUAAGCAAAAGGAGAUUAAAGAGGACAGAAGGAAUAAAAGUGAUGCAGUUCAAUCCACAAUCAACAUGGGUAAGGCAGAGAAUGAAAUAAAGCCGGUUAAGGAAAGAAGUACAAAAAUAGCAGGGGCUGAAAAGGGGGACGGGAGCAAAGAUAACACAAAGCCAUGGGGUAUUAAACAUUUUAAAAAAUCUAUGAGCACACUACUACAUUUUGCAUCUACAGCUACAAAUUCUUGGCUAUAGUAUGUAUUAUCAUACCUAAUAUAUACAUAUAGUCAUGAUGGUUAUAUUCCAUAACUAAUUGUAUUUUCUUUAGCAACAUGUCUGAAACUUUCAAAAUCAGUAGUUAAUUAUUGCUAUGAUAAAAUACUUUUACGGCA